AUUCUUUUAUUCAUUUUUUAAUUCUGCCAUGUGAUUUCAUGUUUUGAAUAUAUUCAUUGAAAUGAAUUCGACAACCAAAUCAUCGAUAGCUCAUGAUCUUGAAGCUAAAAUUUGGCGAUCACAAGAUGUUGAUCCAUCAAAAUACAAUGAACCGAUUUCGAGUCAAAUCGAAAUUCGUACCCCAUCAAAUAAUCCUGAUUUUGUUCUGAAAAAUUCAAAUAAGAAUACGACGUUUUCAUUGAUGAAAAUUGAUAGAGAAAUUGUUGACAAUCUUAAACAAUGUGGCUUUGUAUGGCCAUCACCAAUUCAAACAACUUGCAUCCCGAUUGCAAGGCUUGGCAUCGAUUUGAUUGCUCAAUCCAAAUCGGGUACCGGCAAAACAAUCGUCUUUGUUGUUUGCGCACUGGAAAUGAUUCGACAAGAUCUUCAGAAUGAAGUUCCAUGCCCAAAAGUAUUAAUUUUAGCUCCCACGCGCGAGAUUGCUGUUCAAAUUGGCGAUCUAAUCAAUGUAAUAACUUCGGGUUGGGAAAAUUUUUCUUGUUAUAAAGCAAUCGGUGGGACUAAGGUUAGUGAUGAUGUUGAACAAUUAUAUCAUUCACAAAUUGUUGUUGGCACACCUGGUAGAAUUGUCUCAUUAAUUGAGAUGAAUUUUCUCAAACCACAUUCAAUACGAUUGUUUGUUCUAGAUGAAUGUGAUAAAUUAAUGGAAGAAAAUUUUAAGAUUCAAAUUGAUAAAAUUUAUAAUCGUUUGCCCAUCAACAAACAAAUGAUUGUCACAUCGGCUACCAUGUCCGACGAAAUGACUGAAUAUUUAUCCAAAUAUAUGCGCGAUCCUGCAUUAAUACGAAUGAAUGCUGAUAAGCCUUCGUUAAUCGGAGUUGCACAAUACACAUUAAUGGUUGAUGGUCAUUGUUUGGAUUAUAUGAAUUUCGAAUCAAAAAUUAGUCCAUUACUUGAAGUAUUGAAUUCCAUUCAAUUUAAUCAAUGUUUUGUGUUCCUAAAUUAUCAAACACGUGUCAAAUAUCUUUACGAACGUUUAAAUAGUGAAGGCUUGUCAGUCAUUUACAUUACUGGUGAUAUGUCACAAAAAGAACGAUCAAAAGCAAUUGAAAUGUUUCGAUCACAACGAUAUAAGAUAUUCGUUUCGACUGAUCUAACUUCACGUGGUAUCGAUAUUGAAUCGGUCAAUCUUGUGAUCAAUGUUGAUGUACCAAUCGAUUGCGAAACUUAUCUACAUCGAAUUGGACGUGCCGGAAGAUUCGGUUCAUCUGGUUUGGCGAUUACGAUUGUUGGUCAUGAUAGUAAUGAAUGUGAUAAAUUUUCAGCAACAUUGUCUCAAUAUAAUUUAGAAACAAAACGAUUACAUUUACCUUUGGCUAUUGAUCCUUGGGAAUAUUUCCGCCGAGAAAACUCUCAUUCUCCUGACGGCUUUUUGUCGUCUUCAACAUCAACUACAUUAAAAGUGAAUCCAUUAUUCAAACAAUUAGAAUGUCUAUAUAAACAACUUUUAAAAGAGCCUGAAUCAAUUGUACAUUAUAAUUUCAAGGCUCCGAAUAAUCAUAUCAAUCAGAGAUCGCGAAAACCUUUGUCUCAGAUUUUAGAACAAUUAACUCUCCAAAAAGACGGACAUUUAAUGGAUAAAGAAAACAAUUCAACUAUCAAGAACCAAACUGGAAGCGAUAAAUUUGAAUCAACAAUGAUUAAAUCAUCAUUAUCAAACAAACAUGAUCCGACGCCACCCGAAUCAUUUGCAUAUCAAAACAUCAGAAAUGACAACGACAAUAAUGAAAAUAUCUCUAUCAAAAGAGAAAAUGAUCAUUUAAACAUCAUUUCCCAUGCAUAUCUUAAUAAUAAAAAAGAUAAUCAAUCAUUAUAA
Molecule: messenger RNA, 1876 nt
Organism: Dermatophagoides pteronyssinus (European house dust mite)
Lineage: Eukaryota; Metazoa; Arthropoda; Arachnida; Sarcoptiformes; Pyroglyphidae
Molecular function (GO): ATP binding; RNA helicase activity; nucleic acid binding
Source: RefSeq, a predicted model, not a curated record